Molecule: messenger RNA, 997 nt
Organism: Lolium rigidum
Lineage: Eukaryota; Viridiplantae; Streptophyta; Magnoliopsida; Poales; Poaceae
Product: ras-related protein Rab11A-like
Exons: 2
Coding region: 1-750 (249 amino acids)
Cellular component (GO): endosome
Molecular function (GO): GTPase activity; GTP binding
Source: RefSeq, a predicted model, not a curated record
AUGGUGUCCCGGGGGAAGGAGGAGGAGGCGGCGGCGGGGUGGGAAGGCGAGAAGGAGGGGGAGAUCGACUACGUGUUCAAGGUGGUGGUGGUGGGCGACUCGGCGGUGGGCAAGACGCAGCUGCUGGGGCGGUUCGCCAAGGACGAGUUCUUCCUCGACUCCAAGUCCACCAUCGGCGUCGAGUUCCAGACACGAACCCUCACCCUCCACCGCAAGCGCGUCAAGGCCCAAAUCUGGGACACCGCCGGCCAGGAGAGGUACCGGGCGGUGACGAGCGCCUACUACCGCGGCGCGCUGGGCGCCAUGGUGGUGUACGACGUGACGCGGCGGUCGACGUUCGACCACGUGCCCCGGUGGGUGGAGGAGCUCCGCGCCCACGCCGACGGCUCCACCGUGGUCUCCCUCGUCGGCAACAAGGCCGACCUGGCGCCGGCGCACCGCCCGCGCGAGGUGACCACCGACGAGGCCGCGCAGCUGGCGGAGGAGCAGGGGCUCUUCUUCUCGGAGGCGUCAGCGCUGACGGGAGACAACGUGGAGCGCGCCUUCAUGGCGCUCCUCGAGGAGGUCUUCGCCGUCGUCUCCCGCCGUGCGCUCCAGCUCGACGAGGCGCGGCGGGAGCGCCACGGCGGCGACGGAGGUGGUGAGGGCGUGGUGCUGUCGCUGAAGGGAACCACGGUGGAUUUGAACGACCCUAUCAUGGAGACCAGCGCCAUGAAGAAGAGCCCCUCCUCGCAGUGCGCCUGCUCGUGACCGACGACUAGCCGUUGGUUUCUUGUGUUCGUCCUGAUGGUGUUGCGAGACACUGCAGCUAAUUGUAAAGAUUAAUCGUUGUUCAAUGCAAAGAAGUUACAGACAUCACACCUUGGAUUGGUGUGCAUAUGUAUACACGCGUGCGAGAAGAAAUGGUGGAAUUCUUCGUCCGUGACAGUGUGAUCUGCCAUUGAAUUGGGGAAGCUCAUUUUCCCUACAAAACCAGUAUAGUUCGGUCUACAUAUUA